AGAAAGCGGCUUGGUAAGAGGAUGACGCGCCCGGCUCCGUACUGUUGCAGACUCAGCAUGGCGGCGGCGCUGAAGGAAGCUGUUGGGCUGUAUGAACAGCUUAAAUUAGAGUGGAAUAAGAAAAGCCCCAACUUGAACAAAUGUGGGGACAUUCUAUCAAAACUCAAGAUUUCCCUCUUGGAGCUGAACUUCCUCCCCACUACUGAAACGAAGUUGACCAAGCAGCAGAUGAUCUUAGCCAGAGAUGUUCUGGAGAUUGGGGCACAAUGGAGCAUCUUAAAGAAAGACAUCCCCUCAUUUGAACGCUACAUGGCCCAACUGAAGUGCUACUAUUUUGAUUAUAAAGAGGAACUGCCAGAAUCUGCCUAUAAGCAUCAACUGCUGGGACUUAACCUUCUCUUCCUACUGUCUCAAAAUCGUGUGGCAGAGUUCCACACUGAGCUUGAACGUCUUAGUGCCAAGGAUAUUCAGACAAAUGUUUACAUCAAACAUCCUGUAUCACUGGAACAGUAUCUGAUGGAGGGAAGUUACAACAAAGUCUUCCUAGCAAAAGGGAACAUUCCUGCUGAAAGUUACACCUUUUUUAUUGACAUUCUUCUUGACACAAUCCGAGAUGAGAUUGCUGGCUGUUUUGAGAAGGCAUAUGAACAGGUACUCUUCAGUGAAGCAACAAGAGUCCUCUUCUUCACUUCUAAGAAGAUGACAGAUUAUGCAAAAAAGCGUGGCUGGCAUUUAAACUCUAAUAACCAAUACACAUUUGGCUGUCAGCAGCAAAAACCAGAGGAGUCCACUAUUCCAUCUACAGAGUUGGCCCGCCAGGUCAUUGAAUAUGCACGUCAACUGGAGAUGAUUGUCUAGCAACCUCCUCCUUCAGUGAACUUCGCUCAUAUCUAUUUAAACUCUGUCCUACUAUGGAAGCCGUAUCAGAGGACUUUAAUUACAAUGUAAUUAUUGCAAGCAGCUGUCUCUUUUGUUGUUCCCCCACCCCCCAAAUCAACCCUCAGUUUUUCAUUACAUGCACCUCCUGCCCUUUUGUGGGCAUUUCAUACUAAACCUACUGACCCAAGUUUGUAAAUGGAUCCUGUUCUAUGGAAUAAAUUGUGGAAAAAAUGAAAAAUAGGAAGAUGUAUGUUUCACACUCUUUUAUUGGCUGAGGUUUUUAUGGUUGUGAUCACAUUGUGUUUGUCAUGGAAAUGGAGCCUGGUCAUUCCAGCUUCAACUUUCAUAAGCCUUGUAUAACCAGUGUACCAUACUUCUGGUAUAUUUGCAUACUCCAGGUAGUAUUAAAGGUGUGUAAGGACAUGCACUUUUCAAAAGAUGCAAGCCUGCUUCCUUCUCCAGGUUGGUGCUUCAGUUAAUAUCUAAGAAGCUGGAGUGACUUUGUCUUGAUAAAGGGAUGUUAUCCCACUUUUCCUUGUCUACUGAUAUUGGAACAAAUUUCACUGUAAUUGCAUCCUGAAAUAUUUUGUUAAUGUUUAGUAAAUCUUUUAUUGCCCAAGUAAGGUUGGUUAUACACAUCAGUUUAGGGCAGUUGUGUCAACCUCCAAUCCAGGAGGGCCACAGUGGCUGCUGAUUUUUGCUUUCUGCCACUUUCAUCAUCAUGGACCAAUGUCUGCUGUUAAUUGACUUCUAUUCCCUUCAUUUUAAUUGCCAUGUUUUUAAAGACUCCAUCCUCCGAAUGGAUGGUUUUUUUUUUCCUUAAAUGGCAGCCAAACAAAAAUGAGAUUUGAAGUGAGCCAACAGAUGACCAGCUAACUCCAUACGAUUUCUCUCCAACCAGUUUUUUAAUUAGAUGAUUCUGGAUGUUAAUUAAACCUGUUUACCUCCAUGGCUUGCUUUGGGCUACAGCAGACAUUUCCAAAACAGUUUUUAUUUUUUCUAAAAGAACCAUUGAAAUGUUUUACAGACCUGAGUAGAUCAACAUUAUUGCUACUUUCACCUAUCUUUUAAGAUAUUGUAUGAUAGAUAGGUUAGCUGGUCAUGUAUUGGCUUACUUUGUGUCAUUAUUGUUUCACUGCUAAUUAAG
Messenger RNA from Polypterus senegalus (gray bichir), 2026 nucleotides. RefSeq names its product proteasome 26S subunit, non-ATPase 8 (gene psmd8). Gene Ontology annotation, biological process: proteasome-mediated ubiquitin-dependent protein catabolic process. The coding region runs from base 22 to 858 and encodes 278 amino acids. The transcript has 7 exons. Gene Ontology annotation, cellular component: cytosol; nucleus; proteasome regulatory particle, lid subcomplex. Lineage: Eukaryota; Metazoa; Chordata; Cladistia; Polypteriformes; Polypteridae. The record is from RefSeq and is a predicted model, not a curated record.